This is a messenger RNA of Durusdinium trenchii, 1362 nucleotides long. Lineage: Eukaryota; Dinophyceae; Suessiales; Symbiodiniaceae. The record is from the annotation of a GenBank genome assembly.
AGUGCUUUUUGCUCAAGCGCGCGAUUUUGAUAUUGAGAGACCGCCCACGGCAUGCCAGAAAUCACAAAGUCCGUGAAGUUCGACAACAUCGCCCGUGAGUGGCGCUGCAAGUGGUCCGCUGACAAUGACAAGGCGUCUCUGAACGCCGCGCAGCAAGCCCUCGAGGACGUGCUGGCAGAUCUCAGCUCUGUAGAGGGUGUAAACAGUGUGCAACGUGUCGUGUGCGGCGGAUGCUUGGACUUCAAGGUGGUGACCAAGUUGACCGCGGCCGGCUUUGGUGAGUGGGAGAAGGCAAAGUUCGCCCCGGAGGAAGAGUUCCUGGCCAAGUUGAAGGGUAUCAAGGGCAUCCAGGCCGUCGAGACUCAAACCUACACCCUGGAAGAGGUGAAGAUGAACAAGAAGGAUAUCAAGAAGGCCCAAGAGAAGAAGGAGAAGGAGGCUCCUAAGGCCGAGGAGAAGCCAGCAGAGGAUCCGGCUAAGAAGCUGAAGAAGGUGCUGAAGGAGGGUGGCAAGCGUGGCGUCGAGAUCGAGGGAGCCGCAGACAUGGGUGGCUUGCAGUUCUUCUGCACUUCCGUGGACGAGCCAGAGGGCGACGUGGACCUCUUAAAGAAGUGCGUUGAGGCCAUGAAUGCCAAGUCCGACCCCAAUGAGGAGGAGCGCAAAGGCGGCUCUGGACACAUUGGUAAGAUGGUCUUCUCAGCUGGCGCUGAGCAGUUGGCCGUUCUGGCCUACGUGCCUGAGGAGAAGCAGCCGGAGCUCGUUUGCGAGGAAUGGCUUGAGAAGGUCUUGAGCACCCAGCCAGGGCACAAGAUCCUUAGCAAGGCCAAGGACUACUGCACAGGAACCAUCGCCACCAACGCGGACAAGGGCGUUUUCCCACUGAAGAUCAGGGAAGGAUUGAUCCUUGAGGCAAACAACUUCCUCCGCAAGAAGGGUCUUUUCCCUGAGGAUGACGGUGAUGAUGAUGACGAGUGCGUCUUCGGCGAUGACGACUUCCCCAGCUAAGCGAGCUCGUGCGCAGGACAGCAGCAGUGGCACAGUGAUAAUGGACCUGCAACCCGAAACUGUUGAGGCAACUCUUCCUGGUCCUUGUAUGAUUGAAGAUUCAUCACUGGUGGAUUACUUAUGCAUAUGCAUAGUUUGUAGAUCCAAAGCAUUGAGAGACGCUGGUCUAUCCUGGAUCAAAUGCAGCUCUGUUGAAUGCCUUUCAUGUUGUGCACCGUAACAGCCAGGAAGGAUUUUCAAUAGGUAGUGCGGGUGGAAAGGCAGGUUGCACUUGGCUACAUCAGACUGUUGAUGCCCCGAACAAAGGGGUUCUUUUGCUCUGUGCUGCCUGUCAGCCGAUCCUCUUGUUUUGUGGUU